UGUGUCCAAUCCCCACAUUCGUUUGAGUGACUCCUCAGCAGUUGAAGGCUCAUCAUUUUGGAUGCGAUGUGAUCUGGAGAAUGGCACAGAACCCAUUCACUACAUCUGGGAACAGGAGAAGCUAAGUGGGCAGGUCAGCAUACUGGCUGAGAGCAACAGCAGUCUGAUCACCAUUACCUCAGUUAAUCGCAAUCACACGGGAUGGUUCAGAUGCCAGGCCAGGAAUGAGGUCAAUCAGGAGCGCAGUAACCAGGUCUGGCUAGACAUCUUAUAUGGCCCUGACAUGCCACAGAUCAAUGCUUCUAGCUAUUCAGUAACAGAGGGAGGCUAUUCAGCACUGGAAAAAGGAAACAUCUCCCUCAAUUGUCAAGCCACUUCUAAACCUCUUAGCCAGUAUGUCUGGUUCUACAACAACUCAGAGAUCUACUCUGGACCACAGCUUGCAAUCACCAACAUCCUGCGUGUGCAUGCAGGAAACUACACCUGUCUGGCCAAGAACACUUAUAUCAACAACCAUGCACAGAAAACUAUCACUCUCACCAUCUACUAUCCACCAGAUGGUGUUCCUUCAUGUUCUAUAUUUUCAACAAACAACUACACUGAUCUGGCUCUCUUCUGCUCCUGGGAAGGGGGUUACCCUCCAGCUACCCUCAACUGGAGUCCAUAUGUGAAUGGACAGAACUCACCGGGCAUUUCUAAUGUCACUCGGAUUCAGCCAGGAGCUGAGCUGGCUAACAACUCUGUAUUCACCUGCUAUGGCUCACAUGUUACACUUAACAGCACCCGAACUUGCAGCACCAGGGCAUGGCUGCCGUAUGGAGAUCCUCAGUGUUCUGCCAAUUCCAGCUUUAAUAAUGAGUACCUGAUAUUGGCCUGCUCGUGGGAGGGGGGUGUCCCUCGGACCUUGGUGUGGUGGGCUUCAAGUUCGGGAGACAUACAGGGUUUACCCGAGGAGAACUCCAACAUCCUGGUCCUGCGGUCAAGUGCCACUUACAAUGGCAAAACCUUUGUGUGUCAUGCUAAACAUCCACUGAUUAAAGAGAGCAAAAAAUGUGUAGUAAUACUAGAAAGGCCAGUCUUGAUACCUCAGCAGAGUGUGGUUUCUGUUUUUGAGGGCAAUGAUAUUCAGCUCACAUGCAUAUUGAGUAAAACCUACCCUCCAGUCACAAAGAUUGUGUGGUACAAUAACUUAAAGCAGAAUGUGAUUGAAAAACCCAAGAAGUACAUUGUUCAGCAUGCUGGAACAUGGACCAGUCUGACUGUACAGGAGACAGACCGCAAGGUGGACAGUGGCCAGUACUGGUGUUCUGCUUCCAAUGCUCUUGGAGGAAUGGAGAUUUCCAUUUUACUGCUAGUGAUGAGGUAUCCGACACCUCCCAAUGUGACCAUCAGUAAGAUCAUAUACAGUGGGCGUCAGAGGACAAUUGUCAACGUGGAGUGGUUGGUUCAGGCAUAUGGUGAUGUCACUGGGUUUUUCAUUGAGCAGCGAAAGCUCACUGUUCCUUUCGAGAGAAGUGACAUUGUCCCUGUCUGGGAGAAAGUCACUGAAAAUCUGGAACCUAGCACUCGAAGCUACCAGAUCACAAAUCUUGAACCCAGUACCAUGUAUGCAUUCCGUGUAACACCGGUCAAUCGUCGUACUAUUGGAUAUUCUUCUGAGAUCAAGAGCCCAGUGUCUUCACCUGUGUCCAAACCCUACAUCCUGGUGAGUGACCCAUCACCUGAGGAAGGAGCAUCAUUAUGGAUGUACUGUACUCUGAAUGAUGGAACAGAUCCCAUACAGUACACAUGGGAGCAUGAGAGCCGCAGUGGACAGGUCACCAUUUUAGCUGAGAGCAGCAGUAGUUUAAUUAACAUCACCUUGAUUACACGCAAUCACACAGGCUGGUUCAGAUGCCUGGCAAAGAAUGAGGUUAAUCAGCAGCACAGUGACCGACUCUGGGUAGACGUCAUAUUUGGACCAGACCUGCCACAGAUUGAUGUAACACCCUACUCAGUAACAAAUCGAGGAUACUCAGCUCUGGAAAAUGAGACUGUUUCCCUCUUAUGUCAAGCUUCAUCCAACCCUCCCAGUAUGUACGUCUGGUUCUACAACAACUCCCAGGUUUACACUGGACCACAGCUCACUUUCACUAAAAUCCUUCGAAUCCACACAGGCUACUAUGCCUGUCUGGCCCAGAACACUUACCUGAACACCCGCUCCAAGAAAACCAUCACUCUCAUCGUCUACUAUCCACCAGAGGGAAGUCCAUCUUGUUCUGUUCUCCCAGUGAACAACUACACUGACCUAGCUCUGUCCUGUUCAUGGAAGGGAGGUUAUCCUUCACCCACUCUGAACUGGAGUCCAUAUGUAAAUGGAGACAACAGAGAGGAAAUUACUGACAUCACUUGGAUUCAAUCAGGGCCUGAGACAGCUAACAACUCUGUAUUCACCUGCUAUGGCUCACAUAUUGCGCUAAAUGUUGCCCAAACCUGUGUCACUAGAACUUGGUUGCCAUAUGGAGAACCCAAGUGUUCUGCAUAUGCGACACGUAAUAACGAGCUCCUGAUGCUGUCCUGUGCCUGGGAGGGCGGUUUGCCUCGGGCUCUACUGUGGUGGACUUCUAGUUCGGGAGACAUGCAGGGAACAUCUGAGGACAACUCUAACAUGUUGGUCCAGCGUUCCAGUGCCAUCUACAGUGGCAAAGCAUUUGUUUGUCAUGCCAAACAUCCAUUAGUUAAAGAGAGCAAGCAGUGUGUGCUAAAGUUAGAGGCACCAGUGUUGAUGACUCAACGCAGUGUGGUUUCAGUGUAUGAAGGCAAUGAUGUCCAGCUCACCUGCAUCCUGAGUAAAAACUACCCAGCGGUCACAAAGAUCACAUGGUAUAAUAACUUAAAGCAGAACGUUGGUGAGACACCAAAUAAAUAUGUCCUCGAGCAAGCUGCCGCCUGGUUGAACCUAACUGUAAGAGAAACAGACAGCAAGGUGGACAGUGGACAGUACUGGUGUUCGGCUGCUAAUGCUAUCGGAGGAGCAGAGAUUCCUGUCUUGCUCCUAGUAAUGAGAUACCCAAUGCCUCCAAACGUGACCAUCAGUAAGAUCGCAUACAGCAGCCAGCAGAGGACAGAUGUCAUGUUGGAGUGGUUGGUCCAGAAUAAUGGAGACCUCACAGGGUUCUUUAUUGAGCGUCAGAGUCUCCGUGUAGGCAAGAGUGAUGUUGUUCCUGUCUGGCAGAAAGUGGUAGUAGAUCUGAGUCCAAUCAUACGGAGCUUUAAGAUCACCAAUCUGGAUCCAAGUGGGAAAUAUGCAUUCCGUGUGACUGCUGUCAAUCACAGAACCACUGGACAUCCAUCAGAGGUCAAGAGCCCAGCAAACCCACGCUUUCAAGCUUAUUCUGCUGUUAUUGGAGCAGCAAUUGGGGGGAUGCUUCUGGCAACAUUAUCUACAGUUCUUCUCUUCAUUUUUGUGCUGCGGAAUCGUAACAACAGUCCUCGUCUUCACAACAUGAUAUUUGGCAGGUAUAACAGCCAGUCCAGAGAAAAUAUCAACCUCCCAGAGGAUGAGGUUGUCAGAGGAGCAGAAGAGGAAGGAGGCAGAGGACAGACAAAGCCAGGUACGUUUAUCAUAAUUUCUUUACUCUUUAGAAUUCCUAAUUUAAUAAUUCUCACCUUUUUCAGGAACAUCGCUGGCCCAGCCAAGAUCUGCCUCAAUGUUCAGCACAUCUUCCCCUGACAACAAACAGGCAAAAUAAAAAAAAUUAUAUUUAUUAAAAACUAACCAAAUCUUCAGUCUUUUAAUGUAACUGACAAUGAAACCCCCCAAAAUGCAAAACCCCAUUAAAUUUUCUGUUUAAAGUGCUUUAUGACAUUUUUUAUACAAUCCUUGCUUAAAGUUGAAAAUGUUUAAAAUGUAUUUUAUACUACAACUUUAAGGUUUUGUUGGAGCUUUAAUAACUCACAAGUGAAUUAUAAUGUGCUUAACUAAUUAGAAUGCUUCUCAGGUUUUCAUCCUAAUAAUCCCAGGGAGUUUCUCCUUACCAUCGUUGCCUCUAGCUUGCUCAUUAGGGAUUAAAAUUAAAAUUUGAAACUUUAUAGUUUGCUUCUGAAAUAUUGUAAAAUAAAAUUGUUUCUUUUAUAUAAUUGAAAAGCUACUUUGAAACAAUGUCCACUGUUAAAAGUACUAUACAAAUAAAAUUCAACUGAAUGGAAUUUAAUGUUAAAUGACUACAUAUACUGUACUGUACCACACAUAAAAUCUGAUUAUUCAGAAAGUGCUCAUUUUCUGUAGCAAGAGCUGCAAUUUAUAG
This is a messenger RNA of Tachysurus fulvidraco (yellow catfish), 4286 nucleotides long. RefSeq names its product V-set and immunoglobulin domain-containing protein 10-like 2. Gene Ontology annotation, molecular function: cell adhesion molecule binding. The record is from RefSeq and is a predicted model, not a curated record. Bases 62 to 3712 code for a protein of 1216 amino acids. Gene Ontology annotation, biological process: cell-cell adhesion. Gene Ontology annotation, cellular component: cell-cell junction. NCBI's taxonomy places the organism in Eukaryota, Metazoa, Chordata, Actinopteri, Siluriformes, Bagridae. The transcript is spliced from 15 exons.